AUGAAGAAAAAGCAUGAUGCUAUUGUUUAUGAACUUAAAGAAGUUCUGAAUCUUCUCAAAGUAACAAAUUGUUGCAAAUCACUGUGGGUGAAACCGUACUCUCAGAAGGCAUACAUGACCCGACUUGUGAGCUCCCAGCAGGUUUCAGCCAUGUCAACAGAUCCAGAUCACAAUCCACCUUCUCAGCCCAAGGAGAAUAAUAUUGGCCAGAACCAUCACCAGGAGGAAAUAAUCCACAGGUUAGCCAUGCAGCUGAGAAGCAUUGGAGAUAGCAUCAAUCACAGGCUGGUACAAGAGGAUCUCCAACAGGAAGCCAGAGAUGCACUGGCUCAUUUUGUCUUACUUUUCUUUGGAGGAAUUGAUGCAUUGCUGCACUUUCUCUGGAAUAACCAUUUGAUGUAAAUGGAAGGCAAACAUGGAAUUGUUUUCCCUCUGAGAAACAUGAAUCCCAUGGGAAUAGAUGGGAAGAAGGCCCUUCCCCACACCCCUCUUCUUACCCAUCACUGAUGGCUUGCGGCUGGUGUGUUGGAGUGCUAUGGCCUCAUUGGCUCUGGGGUGCCCAAGGGGUUUUGGGAACCCGGGAGGCCUUGCCAGGUAGAGAACACCAGCACCGUGGCUGGCCCAGUGCUUCUUGUAAGGAAACUUUGAGCAUUUACUUCCAUGAGUGAAAAGGAACCUUGUCCUCAAACCAGAGGUCAAGAAAUGGGUGCUUUUUCCUGGACCUCUCCUGGUUGUUAGACCCUCCCAACUGUUGGCCCCCCUCUUGUUCUGUGUCCCGAUAUUCAGGGCCCUGUUCUCCUUUUACCUUUCUCUCUACCUCAUAUGCCCUCUCCCCACAUUUAUAAGUAUUACAAAUAUUGAGAAAGUUUGUUGUUAUAAAUUAAAUUAUAAGUUGUAUAUAUGCAUUUUGAGUUCUUUGUAGGAAAAUGUCACUUAAAAACUAAUAAUUUAAAAAAUGAAAUAAAUAUUGUUAUUUUAUUGA
Molecule: messenger RNA, 982 nt
Organism: Talpa occidentalis (Iberian mole)
Lineage: Eukaryota; Metazoa; Chordata; Mammalia; Eulipotyphla; Talpidae
Gene: PXT1
Product: peroxisomal testis enriched protein 1
Biological process (GO): positive regulation of apoptotic process
Cellular component (GO): nucleus; peroxisome
Source: RefSeq, a predicted model, not a curated record